Messenger RNA from Rhopalosiphum padi (bird cherry-oat aphid), 11178 nucleotides. RefSeq lists its product as uncharacterized. The record is from RefSeq and is a predicted model, not a curated record. Lineage: Eukaryota; Metazoa; Arthropoda; Insecta; Hemiptera; Aphididae. Gene Ontology annotation, molecular function: protein binding. The transcript has 12 exons. Bases 547 to 9687 code for a protein of 3046 amino acids.
CGCCGUCGUCGUCGUAGUGGUCUCGUCGUCACCGUCAGUGGUCGUCGGUUCGUUGUCCCGUAACGCCGCCGCUUGCUGCCGGCUGAUCACUGUGGUCCCAACACGCGCGCCGUACGCACACACGAUCGUAACAAUAAUAAUAAUAAUAAUAAUAUUAUAUUACUAUUGUCGUCGUCGCGGUGCUAUUCUAUAAUAUAAUAUUAUAUUAUAUUAUUGUAAUAUAUUGUUAUUUUUCGCGACGAGAUAAUUAUACAUUGUUGUUAUUAUUAUAUAUUGUUGUUGUCGUUUCGAUAAUAAAAUAUCGCAACAAACUGUACAAUAUUAUUGCCGCCGUCCAUUCGCGGCACUUACUCGCUGCACGGCUUGGGAUGCGGCAUAAUUGACUGUCGCACACCAUCGUCCUAUAUAUUAUCGUUAUCAUCGCAGUAGACUUGAGACGAUAAUAUUGUCGUAUACGUUGCAACCGCCGGAAAUCGGAAACGGCUGCAAAAAAUCGUUUUGUGGAAGAAUACCGGAAGUGCGUCUAUACAAAAGCUGUUUCGGCCGAUGAAACUGGACAUGGCUCUGGGGAGUGCAGCUCCCACGAGCUUCCAACACCGCUGCGGUGUGACCACGGCUCUCAUAUUGAUCGUCUGUGUGGCACUAACAAAGUCUGCUCCGACGACUUACGAUGAAAUCGAAGCAAAACGGACAGACUUGGCGGACUAUUUUAAUGACCCAAAUGGCUGUUACUAUAAUUAUCAACAUUACGAAGAAGGUGAUCGCAUAGUGACUAACGAACCGUGUUUGAACUGUACUUGCCACAAUAGAAUGCUGAUGUGUUACUUGAGAGUGUGUCCGUUUUCAAAAGCCAUUGGACAAGACUGUACGGUACAGAAAUCACCGGAUCAAUGUUGUCCCGUAAUAUCUUGCCCGGAAGUUGGUUCGGAUGUUACAGUGCCAGUACACCUGUUGACCAGUUCGACCACGCCGACGCCGACGACAACAACUGAAAUUGGAUGGCAUGACAAUUAUGGGUGCAUGAUGGACGAAAACGAAUUCUUUCCUGAUGGCGCUCAGGUUCCGCCCAAUCCGAAAAAACCUUGUGAACUCUGUUAUUGUAUCAGAAACCGAACAGCUUGUAUUAUGCAAGAGUGUACGUUGCACGUGGAAGGUUGUCGACCGGUAUAUCAUGAAGGUGUUUGCUGCCCUGUUCGAUACGAUUGUGAUUAUGAGAGUGAAAAAUCUACUACUUCGGCCCCACAAAUUACUGGUGGAUUAGUUUUUUCCACUACUUCCGCACCAUUCGAUUGCCGAGUUAACGACGACGUUUACCGAGAUGGGGAGUCUAUUGCUAUGGUAUCGGAAAAACCUUGUGAACAUUGCUAUUGUAUGAGAGGUGAUAUUGUGUGUGCAGUUCAAGACUGCGGUGAACCACUCAGAGGAAAAGACUGCACACCGGAAACACCACCGGCUGGUCAAUGUUGUCCCACUUCGUACCAAUGUGCGAACGAAACGAACAAUUCGUAUGAUAUAACUACGCUACAACCAGUAUUGCUAAGUGAUUCGGACGAAAACGAAGCAGAAAAAUUCCCGAUAAAUGAAGAUAUAUACAAUAAACUAGGAGAAACCCAACCUACGAGCGAACAUGACGAAGGAAAUGAAGUUGAGUCUGAUCAUGCCAUGACAAUUCCUCCAAACAAUCAUAAUACAGCAGGAGAAACAAAUAUUUUACCAGAAAACGAUAGUACAAACAACUACAACGAAGCAAAUAAGGAGGGAAUUUCAAGUACCCUACCGAACUUAACAGACCAGGAAAACAUUGGUACAGAAUCUGGACAAGCUAAUUAUGACAGUACAAACAAACCUAAUGAAGCAACAUUAGUCGACGAAGUGCAACCAACGCAAUUACCGGCAUCUGAUCCUUCAACAAAUGAAAAUGCUAUUAGUUCUUCUACUCAAACGAUUCCUAAUGAAGGCGAUAACGUAAAAGUGGACGAAGAAAACAAUAGUAACGAAAUUCCAGAUAAAGAUCCAAUUAACGGCGAUCUAACGUCAAAUUCACCAGUGUCAUCGACAGACAAUAUUGUAGAAGGUAGCACACAGGCUUCUAAUUUCCAAGAUAAUCCACAAGACGAUAUUACUACUGAAAAUCAACCAAUAACUGAUAUUCCUAAAGUAGAAAAUGAACCAACUGAACAAAAUAAACCAGUAGUUGACAGCACUUCGGAAACUGAAAACCAGCCUGAAUCUAUUCAGACACCAGUAGAACAAAAUAAUCAAGAUAGUCCUCAGCCAGAAAAUGUAUCCGCAACUGAAAUUCCCAAUGUACAAAAUGAACCAAUAGUAGACGGCACUUCGGAAACUGAAAACCAACCGGAAUCUGACACGCCACAAGUUGAACAAAAUAAUCAGGAUAAUCCUCAAUCAGAAAAUGCGCCAGUAACUACAAUUCCCAAUGUACUAAAUGAACCUACUGAACAAAAUAAACCAAUAGUUGACAACGCAUCGGGAACUGGAAACCAACCUGAAUCUGACAAAACACCAGUUGAACAAAAUAACCAGGAUAGUCCUCCAUCAGAAAAUGUGUCGGUAACUGAAAUUCCCAAUGAACAAAACGAACCCACGGAACAAAAUAAACCAAUAGUUGACAACGCAUCGGGAACUGGAAACCAACCGGAAUCUGACAAAACACCAGUUGAACAAAAUAAUCAGGAUAAUCCUCAGUCAGAAAAUGUAUUGGUAACUGAAAUACCCAAUGUACAAAACGAACCUACUGAACAAAAUAAACCAAUAGUUGAUAACGCAUCGGGAACUGGAAACCAACCUGAAUCUGACAAAACACCAGUUGAACAAAAUAACCAGGAUAGUCCUCAGUCAGAAAAUGUGUCUGUAACUGAAAUACCCAAUGUACAAAACGAACCAGUAGUAGACGGCACUUCGGAAACUGAAAACCAACCGGAAUCUGACACGACACAAGUUGAACAAAGCAAUCAGGAUAAUCCUCAGUCAGAAAAUGUGCCAGUAACUACAAUUCCCAAUGUACUAAAUGAACCUACUGAACAAAAUAAACCAAUAGUGGACAACGCAUCAGGAACUGGAAACCAACCUGAAUCUGACAAAACACCAGUUGAACAAAAUAAUCAGGAUAGUCCUCAAUCAGAAAAUGUGUCAGUAACUGAGAUUCCCAAUGAACAAAACGAACCCACGGAACAAAAUAAACCAAUAGUUGACAACGCAUCAGGAACUGGAAACCAACCUGAAUCUGACAAAACACCAGUUGAACAAAAUAAUCAGGAUAAUCCUCAAUCAGAAAAUGUGCCUGUGACUGAAAUUCCUAAUUCACAAAACGAACCCACUGAACAAAGUAAUCAGGAUAGUCCUCAAUCAGAAAAUGUAGCCACAACUGAAAUUCCCAAUGUACAAAAUGAACCAAUAGUUGACAACGCAUCGGAAACUGGUAACCAACCUGAAUCUGACAAUACACCAGUGAAACAAAAUAAUCAAGAUAGUCCUCAGCCAGAAAAUGUAGCCACAACUGAAAUUCCCAAUGUACAAAAUGAACCAAUAGUUGACAACGCAUCGGAAACUGGUAACCAACCUGAAUCUGACAAUACACCGGUGAAACAAAAUAAUCAAGAUAGUCCUCAAUCAGAAAAUGUGCCAGUAACUGAAAUACCCAAUGUACAAAACGAACCUACUGAACAAAAUAAUCCAAUAGUUAGUGGAAUCUCCGUAACUGAUAAUCGACCAGAAUCUGAUAAGACACCAGCAGAACAAAGUAAUCAGGUUAGUCCUCAAUCAGAAAAUGUUUCUGUAACUGAAAUACCCAAUGUACAAAACGAACCCACGGAACAAAAUAAACCAGUAGUUGACAACGCAUCAGGAACUGGAAACCAACCUGAAUCUGACAAAACACCAGUUGAACAAAAUAAUCAGGAUAAUCCUCAAUCAGAAAAUUUGCCAGUAACUGAAAUUCCUAAUGUACAAAAUGAACCCACUGAACAAAAUAAACCAGUAGUUCACAGUAGUUUGGAAACUGGAAACCAGCCAGAAUCUGACAAUACACCAGUUGAACAAAAUAAUCAGGAUAAUCCUCAAUCAGAAAAUGUGCCAGUAACUGAAAUACCCAAUGUACAAAACGAACCUACUGAACAAAAUAAUCCAAUAGUUAGUGGAAUCUCCGUAACUGAUAAUCGACCAGAAUCUGAUAAGACACCAGCAGAACAAAGUAAUCAGGUUAGUCCUCAAUCAGAAAAUGUUUUUGUAACUGAAAUUCCCAAUGUACAAAACGAACCUACAGAACAAAAUAAACCAAUAGUUGAUAACGCAUCGGGAACUGGAAACCAACCUGAAUCUGACAAAACACCAGUUGAACAAAAUAACCAGGAUAGUCCUCAGUCAGAAAAUGUGUCUGUAACUGAAAUACCCAAUGUACAAAACGAACCAGUAGUAGACGGCACUUCGGAAACUGAAAACCAACCGGAAUCUGACACGACACAAGUUGAACAAAAUAAUCAGGAUAAUCCUCAGUCAGAAAAUGUGCCAGUAACUACAAUUCCCAAUGUACUAAAUGAACCUACUGAACAAAAUAAACCAAUAGUGGACAACGCAUCAGGAACUGGAAACCAACCUGAAUCUAACAAAACACCAGUUGAACAAAAUAAUCAGGAUAGUCCUCAAUCAGAAAAUGUGUCAGUAACUGAGAUUCCCAAUGAACAAAACGAACCCACGGAACAAAAUAAACCAAUAGUUGACAACGCAUCGGGAACUGGAAACCAACCUGAAUCUGACAAAACACCAGUUGAACAAAAUAAUCAGGAUAAUCCUCAGUCAGAAAAUGUGUCGGUAACUGAAAUACCCAAUGUACAAAACGAACCUACUGAACAAAAUAAACCAUUAGUGGACAACGCAUCAGGAACUGUAAACCAACCUGAAUCUGACAAAACACCAGUUGAACAAAAUAACCAGGAUAGUCCUCAAUCAGAAAAUGUGUCUGUAACUGAAAUUCCCAAUGUGCAAAAUGAACCCACUGAACAAAAUAAACCAGUAGUGGUGAGUACUUAUGGAACUGGAAACCAACCAGAUUCUGAUAAAACACCGGCAAUACAAAAUAAUCAAGAUAGUCCACAAUCUGAAAAUAAAGUAACUGAAAAUAAUCCUAUACAACCAGUAGUUUCAGAAAACGAUGCAUCAACAGAACAACCAAACGAAGAAAAUAAUAUAUUUGUUGUGUCACCAACUUCACCACCACUGUUCUCAGAUAACCAAGUUAAAGGUGAUGAAUCGGUUUCAAUAAUUAAUGAAAACAAUACCAGUGAUAUGACUGUAAAUUCUAAACCAUCAAAUGAUGACAAAGGUUCUUUACUUGAAAACACUGAUGCGCCCAAUAUAUUAUCAGAAAAUCACACAGAUGUAGUUACAGAAAGUCUAAAUGUGGUACCACAACCAAAUGCUGGUAAUAUUGAAAGUUCAUUAAACAUAAAGCCUAUUAAUAACAAAGAUAAUAGUGCUGAUGUGACGGAUAGUCCAGUUACUUCUCAAGAACAAUUACCUGCCAUUGCUGAACAUAACGACAACAGGUUAGGAUCAAAUAAUCCGGUGAAUUUGGAACCAGUGCUUACACCAACGACUGAAAUAAACCAUGAUGUUAACACAGAAGUAAUAAAUCAUGGUGUAUUAAUAGACGACUCUCCAUCUCAAGCAAAUCAACCAAUUGACGUGCAUUCGGGCGAAGAGGACGAAAGCGCUCCUAAUGCUGAUUCGGUAGACCAACAAAUCACUCAUCAAACUGAAACUCCUGAAGAAUUGACAAAUAAAUAUCCGUUGUCUGUUGACGAACACACAAAUGAUGUUACUACUUCUUUACCACAACAGCAAAUAGUUGAAAACAAUAUUCCUGCGGUACAUCCUCAAGUUAUUAAUCCUAGUGAAAUAACUACACAAGACGAAACAAAAACACAAAACGACGUGUCCGCAAACGGUUCACUUGAACAAUCUUCUGGAAAUGAUGUACCAACUGCAACAGUUGAAGUACAAAAUUCUGAGGACGUUUCGAAACCAACAGAAUCACCUGUAUUGCAUAGUAAUAAUGGUGAAGCACCGGAACAAAACAAUGAAUAUGAAAGCAUCACUCCUCAAGAACAAUCGCAAGACGAGAAUGUUAACGAGAUUGUGGAUCAGACGUCAGUUUACCCAGAUACUUCAUCAGAUGAAAAAAACAAUUUGGUUACAAGCACUGGAUUAUCUCUUAAUAACGUUGACAAUGUAACACCUUCAUCAGAUAAAAUAGAAACUGACUUCAAUUCACAAGUAUCCGAUGAAAAACCAAACCAAGACGUUUCAGUUGAAAGUGCAACUAUUCAAGCGAUUUCAGGAAAUAUAGAUAAUAAUGCUGACAAUGUAGUGACAACAAAUAGCUAUGCUGAUUUACCAUCUACAAAUGCACCUGGAAAUCAAAUGGUUAAAAACGAAGUAAAUUCACCUGUAAAUCCAACUAAUACUGUUGAAACGAACGUAAACAAUGAUCGACCUGAAAAUGUUGUACCACAACUAAGCUCUAAUGAAGCAUCAACUCAGUACAGCGAGGAUGAUAGCUCAACAAAUAGCCCUAUCCAAGAAUCUCCGAAUGUGAAUAUUAUCAAUGAUGUGGAGGCGAGUACCAAUACACCAAACGAACCAGAAAGCCCUAAUGACAUAAAUCAAGAUUCUAAUGCUGAAUCUGAAUUAUAUACAACUCAGUCACCAAAUGCUAUGCAAAUAUUAAACGCUUUUCCCAUUGUUGAUGGAAAACCGUCCGAAAGUCCACAAAAUGCUGACAAACCACUGGUAUCGAAAACGCCCGAUUACGUUAUAGAUAUAACAACAUCAGUUUAUAGUGAAUCAUCGAAUGCUCCGGAAUUGAAUGAACCAGUAGAUUCUGUUAGUGAAGUAGCCACAUUAAAUGAGAACAAAAAUACUGACGUUGUAACAGAAAUGUAUGAAAACGCACAACCAGGAGUACCCGGGGAAGGAAGCUGUUUGAUUGAUUUUGUGACUUAUGCACACAAAGCGGAAGUACCAAAAUCUAACCCGUGUCAUGAAAAAUGCGAGUGUUUAAACAGCAUAGUAACGUGUACUUCUGUAAACUGCCCACCUGCACCACCUCAACAUAGAAAUUGUAUACCUUUACACCCAGGAAAUGAAUCGUGGUGUUGUCCAACAUAUAUGUGUGAAGGAGGCAUAGAAGGAAUGUUAUUUGAUAGUCAUAAUCAACUUGGUUCUCCUCAGUUAAUAUCCACAGUGGUAUUAGAAGAUAAGCCUAGUGAAGUAAAUGACGAAAAACCUCAAACAGAUGAAGAAAUUUCAAGCACCAACAGCCCUCAAAUUUCUCAAGAAUACAACACUGUAACACCAUCUCAAUUUGAUUUGAGCUCAAAUAUAAAUUCUGAAGAUAGUAUCGGUGUGACUGAAGUUCCAGCACAUACUGAAACUCCUAACAGACCAAUAGAAGAUCAUGUAACUACAGAUGAUGAAUCCCAACCAAUUGAAAAUGAUCAACAUACGGAAAAUAAUAAACCAACUAAAAUUGAUCAACCAUUUGAAAAUCCAAAACCAAUCGAAAACACUGAAGCUGAUUCUACAACAACUUCUUACGUAACUGAUGAUCAAUCAAUAACAAAUAAACCAGAAACGCUAAAUAAUAACGAAGAACAAAAUGUAUUAUACAACACGGUCAACGAAUCUCAAGAUUAUCUAGCUCCAUCAACUCAAGUGCCAGAAAGCUAUGAACCUGCAGUAACAAGUGUACUUCCCACUAGUGAUCAAAACCGACCAGAACAAAACUCCGAACCAGACGUCUCAAUAUCCAUCACUACAUACAAGCCCAACGACGAUUCUAUUGUAAAUCAACAACAAGUUGAUAGUGAUAACAAAGCAAGCGAAGAGACCAAUAAUCCACCCGUCAAUGAAGAUUCCAACACAAAUCCCAUUGAUAUAGUAACGGAUUUACCUGCGAGUGAAAUUAAUCCAUUAGAAGUAGGAACUCAAACGCCCACGGUUAUAGCCGACGAAAAACCUAUGGUUUCCGGAAAUAAUGUCGAUGGCUUGAGACCAUCAAGUAUCGACGACAUUAUUUCAUCAAUAUACUUGGUCAAGGACUCAGUUAAGAACUCAUUAGAAACUUCAUCAAAACCUACUGAAACCUCAAAUGAAGAAAUUGGAUUAUUCGAAAACGAUUAUCAAACAACCCCGCCCGAAGAUUUUCCAUCAGAACAAUACAACAAUAACGAAUCUCAGACCACAGUGAGCAGUAUAAACAGUACUCCAGAAUCACAAAAAACAGAUGUGAUAAAUGAAAUCUCAUCAGAAAGUCCUUCGGCCACGACGGAAGCAAACAUUUCCCAACCGUCCGAAAACGCCGCUGACGGAUUGGCGGGAGUAACCCAAAUUCCAAAUAUUUCACCACAAUUUGAAGUAAAUUCCGUAGAACAAGGAGUAUCUACCGAUUUACCAUCAAACAGUCCUGAAGUUGAAGCGACAGUCGACGAUAGUAAAAGUCCAGUGGAAUCUCCAACAACGCAAAGCAUGCCUAAUUCCGGUGAACAGGACUUAGCGAACAACAAUGGACCAGAAACCCCUAGCAAUCCGAUCCUGACUCAAGUGCAGAACGCCGGCGAACCAAACGCCGAAUCACCAGCAUCAGAAGUAACUGUAGUAGUCGACGACAACAAAACGCCUGAGAUCAGCGCACCGUUAUCCGAACAACAUGAGGUGCCUGUAGAUGAUACAGCGGUAGUAGUCAAUCCGGCCGCGGAAGAGAAACCAGAUAACGUGAAUAGCCCAAUCAUAACGAAUUCGGAUGUACCAGCGGAAGUAGUCACACAAACGGUGGUAACUGGCCGACCAGUGGUCAGUACUCCAGACGACAGUGACAAGAGGUUUGGUGAACAGAACAGUUCGUCGUUCCGUCCGCCUUUCCAAGGAGGAGACGACAACAACCACGAAAAUGAACAUCCCCGACCGGAAACCGCUGAUGCUGUGCACAUACCACUUGACACAGAGACGCCUGCGUUCAACCCUUCUACAAACGCUCCACUCGCCACUUACUCCCACAAACCUUCGUACACACCAAUCCCACAAUCGACGUGGACACAAAAACCAUUCCACCAAGACUCCACCUCUGAAGCGCCUUUACAACCAGAUCAAGGUUUCCCAGACGAGUACGACGAUGAAAAUGAAGCAGUUUACGGGCCAGGCACAUGCAGAUACGGUGGAAAAGUAUAUGUUUCUGCUCAGCAAGUGCCCAGAGAUGACCCAUGCGAUUUCUGUUUCUGUUUCCGAGGCGAUAUAAUUUGUCUACAACAGAGCUGCCCACCGCCCAUAUUCGGGUGCUACCAGGAGAACAUACAAGGUUUCUGUUGUCCGCGUUACGAGUGUCCGGUGGCCCAGGCCACGUCUGUCAACGUUACCACGACCACCACUUCAACCACAACCAUGGUACCACCACAUUUUUUCGCCAACGCCUACCGAGGCGCGGCCAGACGUACCGGAUGUCUUAUCCACGGACACGCUUACCGCGUGGGCGAAGACGUAGGAAUUGCUUCUGGUCCUUGUCUCGAGUGCAUAUGCGGUGCCGACGGCAAAAUGAAAUGCGAUCCUAAGCCUUGCAGUCCAGAGCCUUUGCUCAGAAAAAUGAUGGCCGAAGCAGUCGAACAAAAGAGAAGGUGAAUAAUAAGAAAAAAAACGUUCAACGACUAAGUGCCAAAUACCACAGUUAACGACAACACGAGCAACGAGAACCAAAAGUAGACGACCGUCAAUUUUUUUUUAUAUUUUACCUUUUUUACUUUUUUUCUCAUUAUCAACCACACCGCACGAAAUGUCCACUUUCGCGGCAUUGCGUUGCUCAAUACAUAAAUACCAUCACUAUUACGACGAAAAAACAAAAGACAAACAUGGUAUGCCAUCGUGAAAACAUUGGAGACUGGUUCUAAUGAGUAUUUUAUAUUUAUUACUUUUAGUUUAUUAAAAAAAAUAGGUUAGUUAUUUAUUGUAGUAAGACACUUUUAGAAAGAACGUUGAUUGUUUACAUCAAUUUUUUUCCAAGCGAUUUUAUACAACUGAAUGAAAUUAAAUUUAACUAUACGAUUAGAAAUUUAGAAAACAUAAUUAAGUAUAAUAUGUAAUAUAAAUAGUAUAGUUGUAGGCUUAAUGCCAUAACAGUAAGCAAUACACGCCACAUUGCUACAAAAAAAUUACGAUUUUAUAAAACUUUUAUACUCUUUUUUGUAUUGAAAAAUCUAACCGUCCAAAUACAAUUAAUUCCGAAUUUUUUCUAAAAGUAAUUGUAUAUCGUAUAUACGCAUCACAUCGCUGCCAUUCACUUGUAAUUUUUUAAGAAUUAGGUACGAAAUUAUCCACCCAAUUAUAUUAUAUUUCGUUUUAACCAAGCCCGAUCCAGUGCUCAUGGUUUCCAAGAUGAAAUGCAAAAAAAAAUGUUUUAUUAUUAUUAUUAUUAUAACGUCAGAUUUUUAUCUGAGUAGUUUAACAGGCAGAAGUCAAUUUAUCUACUUAGCUAUAUUGUGUACAUGCAUUGCAAAACUAUUAGAAAAAUCGAUAAAUAAUUUUGAAAAACUUUAAGUCCAAGAACGCGUGUUUGUGUACUGAAUACGAAGGAAUUUUAUUUUCGAAACGUCUUCUGCCUCUCGAACACACAGAUAAACAUGCUGCACGGAUAACAUGUAAAUAUUAUAUAUUGUUCAUAAGUUUAGAUAUACAUUAUUACUUAUAAGAUAAGUUUAUGAUUAACAAUUAAUAUUAUAAUUAGGCCAAAAAAAUUGUCUACUUAAUAUAAACGAAUGCAUUUCAAAUAAUGUUUUGCCAAUAAACUAUAAGUACCUAUGUAUUAUGACGUGAACAAAUAUAUGUUUAGAUCAUAUUAUGGAAUUUUUUUUUUAAAUUAUUAUUAACUACUGUUUAAAUUUAAUAUUGUACUUUUAUACAUAGCAUAUUUGUGUGUUUUAUUGUGAAUAAUUUUUUUACUGACGUUUUUGUGAUACAAGUUAAUAAUAUUAAUAUUACCUACAAAAUGUAUUAUUUUCUUUUUUACAAAAAUAUAUUUUUAAUGCCUUGUACUUUGUUUAAAUAAUACUGUACAACUGAACGUUGCAUCUGAUAUUUCUGUGAAAAUCUUAAUAUAAUUUUUACUUACAAACAUCA